AUCCUCGACGUUGGUGAUGGCAGCGAAAUCCAAGGCAAGGACCCUCAUUGUUCGGAUGGUCUCCACCGCCCAGACGGGCUAUUUCUAUACAACGCAGAGGCUCCGGCUGGGUCCUAGAUUGGCGGCAGUGAAGUACGAUCCUCGAGUGAAAAGUAGGGUGUUGUUCGUAGAGAGCAAGAAGACUGCUAAGAAGUAGGCAGCAUCGUCAGCAAGCAUUUGCCCUUGCCGGUCCUCCACUGCCUCUGUCGAUCACCCCUACACCUCGCAGAAUACCCUAUGAUCACCUCUCAUGGAAAUUUGCGUGGAGCUAUCAUCACCUCACUGGCUCUACAUGACGGGCAUAUCAUGUUUUGGUGCUGUCGGAUUCGGAGCGGCACCGUGUCGUGACGCGAGCAAUAGAGACGUUU
Messenger RNA from Dichomitus squalens LYAD-421 SS1, 407 nucleotides. RefSeq lists its product as uncharacterized. Bases 17 to 196 code for a protein of 59 amino acids. Gene Ontology annotation, molecular function: structural constituent of ribosome. The transcript is spliced from 3 exons. Gene Ontology annotation, cellular component: mitochondrion; ribosome. The record is from RefSeq and is a predicted model, not a curated record. Gene Ontology annotation, biological process: translation. Lineage: Eukaryota; Fungi; Basidiomycota; Agaricomycetes; Polyporales; Polyporaceae.